UUUUUUUACUUAAAAUUUUUUUUUUCCUCAUACCUUUUUUUUUCUUUUUCUAUUAAACAUGGAGGAAUUAGUUCCCCUUUUUGUUAAAAUCGGUCUUUCCGAGCAAAAGGCAAAAGAUACUGCCAAAAAUAAGAAAUUAGCACCUACUCUUGAGUCAGUCAUUAAUGAAGCAGGUGUUCGUGAAUCAGGUUGUGAAAAGGAAAAGGGUAUUUUGUUGUAUAGUUUAGCUACAACUGUCACCAAGAAUGCUCUCGAACAUGUUUCUUUUAUUACCAAGAAAAUUAUGAACGGCGAUUUGAAGACAACAGAUCAAGUUUCUGCUGCCAUCAAGUUUUGCGAAGUAGAUUUCAAGGAAGAAGGAUUUGAUGCUGCCUGUGGUGUUGGUAUUGUCAUUACUUCUGAACAAAUUAGUCAAGCAGUAGCUGAAUAUAUUGAAGCCAACAAAGAAAAUAUUGUUGCCAAUCGUUACAAGACAUUAGGUCCUACACUUUCCAAUAUGAGAAAAGUGGAGGCUCUUCGUUGGGCUGAUGGUGGUAAAGUAAAGAAUGAAGUUGAAGCUCAAUAUCUUGCUCUUUUGGGACCUAAAGAUGAACGUGAUGCUCCUCAAAAGAAAAAGAAGGAAGCCAAGAAGGUGACUCCUGAAGCCACCAAGAAAGCCGCCGCACCUGAGAAGAAGGCUGAUCUCUCCAAGGUCUUCUUUGAAGGUGAACUUGGUAAAUUACAUAAGCCCGGUGAAAAUCCACAAAUUCAUCCUGAUUUGAUGAAGGAGCACCUCAAGGCAACAGGUAGUAAGGUCAUCACACGUUUCCCACCUGAACCUAAUGGUUAUCUUCAUAUUGGUCAUGCAAAGGCUAUUAACGUUAAUUUUGGUUACGCAAAGGCUCAUAACGGUAUUACUUAUCUUCGUUAUGAUGAUACUAAUCCCGAAGCUGAAGAAGAGAAAUACUUUACAUCCAUUCUUGAGACUGUUAGAUGGCUUGGAUUUGAACCUUUUAAGAUUACUUACUCUAGUGACUAUUUCCAAGAGUUAUUUGAUUUAGCUGUCAAGUUGAUUAAAAAGGGUUUAGCUUAUACUUGUCAAUGUACACCUGAAGAAAUUAAUGCUAAUAGAGGUGGUAAAGAUCAUGGUGAGCGUAAGGCUUGUGCUCAUCGUGAAAGACCGGUUGAGGAAACAUUGGAUCAAUUUAUGAAGAUGAAAGAAGGCCGUUAUAAAGAAGGAGAGAUUACACUUCGUAUGAAGAUGGAUUUGACAAAUGGUAAUCCUCAAUUUUGGGAUUUAAUUGCUUAUCGUGUGAUGUAUACACCUCAUUUUAGAACACAUGAUCAAUGGUGUAUUUAUCCUACUUAUGACUUCACUCACUGCUUGGUUGACUCCUUUGAGAACAUUACUCAUUCACUCUGUACCACUGAAUUUAGACAAUCGCGAGAAAGUUAUUAUUGGUUGUGUGAUGCUGUUGAAGUCUAUAAGCCUGUCCAAUGGGAAUAUGGUCGUUUGAAUGUUACAGGUACUAUCAUGUCUAAGCGUAAGAUUCUUAAGAUGGUUAAUAAUAAUUACGUGAGUGACUGGGAUGAUCCAAGACUCUAUACACUUGUGGGUAUUCGUAGACGUGGUGUCCCCCCUGAAGCUAUUAAUAGCUUUGUACUUGAACUUGGUGUAACUACAAGUCAAACAACGAUUGAAGUCUCACGCUUUGAUAAUAAGACUCGUGAAUAUCUUGAUAAGACAGCACCUCGUUUAAUGACCAUUUUAGAUCCUGUUCGUGUAGUUUUGACAAAUGUUCCUGAUGAUUAUGUUGAAGAAGUAAUUGUACCUAAUAAACCUAGAGAUCCAUCUAUGGGAGAACAUAAGGUACCAUUUACUAAAGUAUUUUAUAUUGAUCGAUCUGAUUUCCGUGAAGAAGAUGCGAAGGGAUACUAUCGUCUUGCACCUGGUAAAUCAGUGGGUCUUUUGUAUGCUAAACAUCCUGUUCAUUGUACAAGCUAUAAGAAGGAUGCGGAUGGUAAAGUAAUUGAAAUUGAAUGUAUUUAUGAAAAUGAAGGUGAAUUUAAGAAGCCCAAGACCUAUAUUCAUUGGGUAGCUGAAUCAGCCAAGCAUAACUCACCUGUCAAGUUGGAUGAAGUUCGUAUCUAUGAACGACUCUUUAAACAUGAUAAUCCUGAAACAGUUGAAGGAGGAUAUUUGAAUGAUCUUAACCCACUCUCUUUGGAAAUUGUCAAGGGUGCAAUUGCCGAAGUGGGUAUGUAUGACCAUAUCGCGGAUUGGGUGAAGAAGACAGAUGGAAAAAACAAAGAAAGUAUGCGUUGGCAAUUUACUCGUACAGGUUAUUUCUGUUUAGAUAAAGAUACAGAUUUAGAUGCAGAAUUAAUCAAGUCAGGCAAAGUUAAAGAAGGAUUGAAACAUAUUGUUAUUAAUCGUACUGUUUCUCUAAAAGAAGAUUCAGAAAAAGAUUAAAUAAAGUUACUACUACUUUUUAUUGACCCCAUG
Molecule: messenger RNA, 2485 nt
Organism: Cokeromyces recurvatus
Lineage: Eukaryota; Fungi; Mucoromycota; Mucoromycetes; Mucorales; Mucoraceae
Product: tRNA synthetases class I, catalytic domain-containing protein
Exons: 3
Coding region: 59-2452 (797 amino acids)
Biological process (GO): translation; glutaminyl-tRNA aminoacylation
Cellular component (GO): cytosol; cytoplasm
Molecular function (GO): glutamine-tRNA ligase activity; ATP binding
Source: RefSeq, a predicted model, not a curated record